AAUAAAUGCAGUUGACAGUGAMAGGACGUUUCUUUUUUUGCUGAUUUUAUAUGUUCUURGUCUUCUAUAGCUGAUUYCUCCCAACUAAUAGGAAUCCCCACCCAGUUGACUACUUUAAAAUGGUGGAACCCUUCAAUGGCAAUGUCCAUGCUAAAACAGGUUAUAUCCAUGAUGAUGUUGUUCUCUAGAGCGCAUAGAAACAAGUCUGAUGAUUAAAGCAUAUGUACUUUGGAUGGUGUCCAUAUUGAUCGUGUCCAUGCUUACAAAUAUCUGGGCAUCUGUUAGAUGAAAAGCUGUCUUUUAAAAAGCAUAUGGAUGAGUUAAAGAAGCUGAGAAUGAAAAUGGGCUUCUUUUAUAGAAAUAGGUCCUGCCUUUCGCUUAAUAGUAGAAAGUAGAUUAUUCAGUCGAUGUUCCUAUCGGUCCUAGACUUUUCGACAUCAUCUAUAUGAARGCAGCUGCCACUUGAUUAAAACCGUUAAAUGCAGUUUAUCAUUGCGCACUGUGCUUUAUUACGGGCGACAAUUUUUGUACAAAUCACUGCAUUCUCCACCAGAUAGUUUGUUGGCCUUCUUUGAUGUCAUGUAUGUUGAUAUAUUGAUAUGUUUUCAUUUAUAAAGCCCUUUUACAAAAAGUCCUACUGUACCUAACAUCAUUACUAAUCUUUGGACAUAGGAGUUACCACACCCGGUCUCAAGGAUUGCAAACUCUGGAAAUUCCUGUGGUCUCUACUGACUUAGAUUUUGGGCGGAGUAAAACCUCUCGCUUCAGACGUCCGAGAAGGCAACAGUUGCAAAACUAAAACGAGAGUUUCUACUGGACAAAUUGAGCUCAACCCCAGCGUAAACCUAUUCCAGCGGAAGUUUGUCACUGAGAUAAAACGAUGUGAGGAAAUGGAGAGAAUUCUAGGMUACCUUCUAAGGGAAAUCAAGAGAGCAGACAUCCCACUUCCAGAGGGAGAAGUGAACCCGAUUGCACCCCAGCCCAAGCAUGUCCUGGUUAUAAUGGAGCAGUUGCAGAGGCUGGAGGUGGAGCUGAGCGAGGUGACCAGGAAUAAGGAGAAACUACAGAAGAACCUCCUGGAGCUGACCGAGUACACACACAUGCUGCGCAUCACACGCAACUUUGUGCACCGCAGCACAGAACGUGAGCCCCUGCAUGCCCAGCAUGAGGAGUUCUCCUUCCUAGAGGACUCCAUGAUGGAGUACACUAGCAUGCAGCGGCUAGGAGCCAAACUAGGGUUUAUAUCAGGGCUGAUUCAGAGGGUGAAGAUAGAGGCCUUUGAGCGCAUGCUGUGGAGAGUGUGUAAGGGCUACACCAUUCUUAGCUACUCUGAAAUUGACGAGUAUUUGGAGGACCCUGACACGGGUGAGCCAACUAAGAGUGUGGUGUUCCUCAUCUCCUAUUGGGGUGAGCAGAUCGGACAGAAAGUCAAGAAGAUCUGUGACUGCUACCACUGUCACGUGUAUCCAUACCCUAACAGCAAUGAGGAGAGGAAUGACGUUGUGGAGGGACUCAGAACUCGCAUCCAGGACCUGCACACUGUUCUCCAUAGGACAGAAGACUACCUGAGACAGGUGUUGAACAAGGCCUCUGAGUCUGUCUACACCUGGGUCAUCCAGGUCAAGAAGAUGAAGGCCAUCUACUACAUCCUCAACCUGUGCAGCUUUGACGUCACUAACAAGUGUCUGAUAGCCGAGGUGUGGUGCCCUGUCAACGACCUCCCGACCCUGCGGCGGGCGCUAGAGGAAGGCUCGAGGAAAAGUGGAGCCACAGUGCCUUCUUUUYUCAARCGUAUCCCCAGCAACGACACUCCGCCCACCCUGAUAAGGACCAACAAGUUCACCUCAGGCUUCCAGAGCAUAGUGGAGGCCUAUGGAGUGGGAAACUAUAGAGAGGUUAACCCAGCUCCUUACACAGUCAUCACCUUCCCCUUCCUGUUUGCUGUGAUGUUUGGAGACCUGGGCCAUGGUAUGAUCAUGGCUCUGUUUGCUCUCUGGAUGGUGCUGUAUGAGGACAACCGCAAACUGAAGCGCACAAGAAACGAGAUCUGGAACACGUUCUUCGAGGGCCGUUACAUCAUCCUGAUGAUGGGCUUGUUCUCGGUCUAUACCGGCCUCAUCUACAACGACUGCUUUUCCAAGUCUCUCAACAUCUUUGGCUCAUGCUGGAGCGUCAACGCCAUGUUUAAAUCUGGAAAUUGGACUUGGGAUUCCACGCUCCGCACCAAUGCCUUUCUGACCCUUGAUCCCAUUGUCCCUGGGGUUUUCYAUGGACCCUACCCUUUGGGCAUUGACCCGAUUUGGAACCUGGCGUCAAAUCGUCUGACCUUUCUGAACUCCUACAAGAUGAAGAUGUCUGUGAUUGUGGGUAUCAUUCACAUGAGCUUCGGGGUCAUCCUAGGUGUCUUCAACCACCUACACUUCAGAAAGAAGUUCAACCUGUACUUAGUAUUCCUCCCGGAGCUGCUGUUCCUGCUGUGUCUGUUUGGCUACCUGGUCUUCAUGAUCAUCUACAAGUGGCUGGCCUUCUCUGCCCGUGACUCCCAGAUGGCCCCCAGCAUCCUCAUCCACUUCAUCAACAUGUUCCUCAUGCAGGGGGACGGGGUGCCGCCCCUCUUCCCAGGACAGGUUGGGCUGCAGGUGUUCCUGGUGGUAAUUGCUCUACUAUCAGUGCCUGUCUUACUGCUGGGGAAACCAGUUUACCUCUACUUGCUGCACAACGGAGGAGCCAACCUCAUGGGAAUGUACAGGGGUUAUGAGCGUGUGCGGCGGCACAGUGAGGAAGAGCUUUCCCUGAUGAGGGCUCAUGARAUGGAGGAGGGCAGUGUCCACAAUGACCUCUCCACCAGCAGAGAGCAGCAGAAAGAGGAGUUUGACUUUGGGGAUGUGUUCCUSCACCAGUCUAUUCACACCAUAGAGUACUGCCUGGGCUGCAUCUCCAACACAGCCUCCUACCUGCGCCUCUGGGCUCUGAGUCUGGCACAUGCCCAGCUGUCGGAGGUGCUGUGGUCCAUGGUGAUGCGGGUGGGCCUGCGGAUGAACACCAGUCUGGGCAUCAUGUUUCUGGUGCCAGUGUUUGGGAUAUUCGCUGUGCUCACUGUGUCUAUCCUCCUGGUUAUGGAGGGACUGUCUGCCUUCCUCCAUGCUCUCAGGCUGCACUGGGUGGAGUUCCAAAAUAAGUUCUACAGUGGGACUGGAAUCAAGUUUGUUCCCUUUGCCUUCUCCAUCCUGCCCUCUAGCUUUGAGCAUGAUGACUUGCUGUGAAUGGGACACAAUGCWCCCGACCUCCGAGGCAAACUGCCACAAUGUACCAGCAGGAUCCAGUGCUAUUGAGCUAGCCUGCGUACCAGUCUCUUUGUGCCAUCAUGCCACUCCUUUUCAUGCCAAACAUGAUCAUCUACAAGUGGCUGGCCUUCUCUGCCCGUGACAUAUGAUGGCACAAAAAGAUUUGUACUCUGACUACUAUUGAGCCUCAUCGAUGUACAGUUCAGUUUCAUAGUAUUUUUUUUAAUACUAUUUGUUGUACUGACUGACUGCCUUACAUAUGUACAAACAAAUGUCAACAUAUCAUGCUCUAUUUUCAAUUGAAUGAUAUUCUGGGUUACCAAAACUUUGCAAAGAAAAGCCUCAUUCAGUCUUGGUUGAAAAUGAAAAGUAUUUUUGGAUGAAUGUAGGAGCGAGAUGUACAUUUUAUUUUAUAGAAAUAAAGUUGGAAUGAGAGAAUAGCAUUUGAAUGACUACGACAGGCUUAAAAACUAUAGUGGUGCAUACAUUCAAGAGAAAAUGUAUGAUUACUGUUGUUCCGAAUGUUAACAAAAUGUCCUAACACAUGUUGCCUAUGCCUCCAUCGCUUUGUGGGAGACUACUCUUAAAACUGUACAUUCCAUCGAUGGAAAUUUAA
Messenger RNA from Salvelinus sp. IW2-2015, 3900 nucleotides. RefSeq names its product V-type proton ATPase 116 kDa subunit a 2. The record is from RefSeq and is a predicted model, not a curated record. Gene Ontology annotation, biological process: proton transmembrane transport; vacuolar acidification. Lineage: Eukaryota; Metazoa; Chordata; Actinopteri; Salmoniformes; Salmonidae. Gene Ontology annotation, cellular component: plasma membrane; vacuolar proton-transporting V-type ATPase complex; vacuolar proton-transporting V-type ATPase, V0 domain. Gene Ontology annotation, molecular function: proton-transporting ATPase activity, rotational mechanism; ATPase binding.